Gavialis gangeticus (Gharial) is the source of this 1492-nucleotide messenger RNA. RefSeq names its product TNF receptor superfamily member 11b (gene TNFRSF11B). Bases 43 to 1302 code for a protein of 419 amino acids. NCBI's taxonomy places the organism in Eukaryota, Metazoa, Chordata, Crocodylia, Gavialidae. Gene Ontology annotation, molecular function: protein binding. The record is from RefSeq and is a predicted model, not a curated record. Gene Ontology annotation, biological process: signal transduction. The transcript has 5 exons.
UUGCCGCCGGCUAUAUAUAGAGGCGGGCGGCGCGGCGCCGGGAUGCAGCGGGCUGCUCGCGUCCCGCGCCGGAGCGCUCCCGCCCCAACCGCCAUGAACCGCGUCCUGUGCUGCGCGCUUGUGUUCUUGGAUAUUUCAAUUAAAUGGGCCACCCAGGAAACCUCUCCCCCAAAGUACCUCCAUUAUGAUCCAGCUACAUCUCAUCAACUGAUGUGUGACCUGUGCCCUCCUGGAACAUAUGUAAAACAGUACUGUACAGCUACAAGGAAAACUGAAUGCUCACCAUGUCCAGAUCAGUACUACUCCGAGGACUGGAACAGCAAUGAUGAAUGCCAGUACUGCAGUGUGGUAUGCAAAGAGCUACAGUAUGUUAAGCAAGAAUGCAACAGCACACAGAACCGCAUCUGUGAAUGCAUUGAAGGGAGAUAUCUCGACCUAGAAUUUUGUUUAAAACACACAGAAUGUCCUCCUGGAUCUGGUGUUGUCAAACCAGGUACCCCUGAGAGUGACACCAGUUGUAUGAGAUGCCCAGAGGGAUUUUUCUCAAAUGAAACUUCAUCCAAAACACCCUGUAAGAAGCACACAAACUGUAGUGCACUAGGCCUUAAAACAGCAUCAAAAGGAAAUGCAGUUCGUGACAACGUGUGUCAGGGAAACCGCGAUGCAUCAGCUCAAAAAUGUGCAGUAGAUGUAACCCUGUGUGAGGAAGCAUUGUUCAGAUUUACUGUUCCAACCCAACUCUCCCCUAACUGGCUGAACGUACUAGCAGACAAUUUGCCUGGCACAAAGAUUACUGCAGAAAAUAUAGAACGGAUUAAACAAAGACGCAGUUCUCAAGAACAGGCCUUCCAAUUGUUGAAAUUAUGGAAGCAGCAAAACAAAGAACAAGAUAUGGUCAAGAAGAAAAUUCGAGAUUUUGAUCUUUGUGAAAAUAGUGUCUUAAAACAUAUUGGCCAACUUAAUCUCACCUUUGAACAUCUCAGCAUCUUGAUGGCAAGUUUACCAGGAAAGAAAGUGGGAAAAGAAGAUAUUGAGCGCACCAUGAAACUGUGUACACCUACAGAACAAAUUCUAAAGCUCCUCAACCUGUGGAGAAUAAAAAAUGGAGAUCAAGAUACUAUAAAUGGCCUACUGUUUGGGUUGAAGCACUUGAAAACAUACGACUUUCCCAAAACAACAAUCCAAAGUCUGAAGAAGGUUGUCAAGGUUCUUCACAGGUUUACAAUGUAUAGAGUCUCCCAGAAAUUAUUUUUAGACAGGGUAGGGAACCAAGUUAAAAUGGUGAAAAUGAGAAGUGUUUAAUUCAAGAUGUUUUUCCUUUACUCUCCAGUGACUACUUCCCCCUAAUUACUGCUAGCAGUAAUUAAACUGGAACAUUAUUUUCCCUAUCUUAUGCCUAACUAUUUAUAGAAAUUCCUGACUGGAACAGCUCUAAGGUGUCAGCUAUGAGGUUGAGGGUUUUUUUGUUUUGGGGUUUGGUUUUGGGUUUUUU